Molecule: messenger RNA, 537 nt
Organism: Haliotis rufescens (red abalone)
Lineage: Eukaryota; Metazoa; Mollusca; Gastropoda; Lepetellida; Haliotidae
Product: postacrosomal sheath WW domain-binding protein-like
Exons: 2
Coding region: 1-537 (178 amino acids)
Source: RefSeq, a predicted model, not a curated record
AUGGUCGAGGAAGCAAGACAGAGGCAAGGGGGUACCGGCAUGGGGGUACCGGCAAGGGGGUACCGACAAGAGGGUACCGGCAAGGAGGUACCGGCAAGGGGGUGCCGGCAAAAGGGUGCCGGCAAGGGGGUACCGGCAAGGGGGUACCGGCAAGGGGGUGCCGGCAAGGGGGUACCGGCAAGGGGGUACCGACAAGAGGGUGCCGGCAAGGGGGUACCGACAAGGGGGUACCGGCAAGAGGGUACCGACAAGAGGGUGCCGGCAAGGGGGUGCCGGCAAGAGGGUGCCGGCAAGAGGGUGCCGGCAAGGGGGUACCGAGAAGAGGGUACCGGCAAGGGGGUGCCGGCAAGAGGGUGCCGGCAAGGGGGUGCCGAAAACUCUUCCUUUGCUUCAGCGUUUAAUCUCACCGGCAUGCGUCUAUCAGCCUCAUCAGCACAGUCGGGAAUGGCGGACACCGAAAGCAAUGCGUCGUUGUCGACUGGACGUUCUGACUGUGGCAGUCUUCCCUCAUGCCCGUUCCCCGCUGUUCGAGAUUGA